Molecule: messenger RNA, 1491 nt
Organism: Debaryomyces hansenii CBS767
Lineage: Eukaryota; Fungi; Ascomycota; Pichiomycetes; Serinales; Debaryomycetaceae
Product: DEHA2G11726p
Exons: 1
Coding region: 1-1491 (496 amino acids)
Biological process (GO): protein transport; endosome to lysosome transport; protein modification process
Cellular component (GO): ESCRT I complex
Molecular function (GO): ubiquitin binding
Source: RefSeq, a predicted model, not a curated record
AUGACUGAAUUACCUUCGUCAGUAGCCAAUUGGCUAUAUAAUGUCCUCCAACCCCAAUACACUAACAAGCAAAUCACAUAUACCCAUGUAUAUCAGUUUUUACAAAUAUACUUGAACAAAGGCUUCAAGAUCAGAACAAGUGUUCAUACCUCUGGUAAUACAGGUCAUUCAAACUUAUUGAUUAAUCUAUUUGGAUCAAUCGAAGUCAACAAGGACCUAAGUGUACCUGUGACGAUUUGGAUUCCUUUGAAUUAUCCUUAUAACAUUUCAGAACAUACAUCCGAUGAUAUCGGGGUGCCAAUGGUUUAUAUCACUCCAGAUAAUUCAAGAAACUGGUAUAUAAAACCAGGAAAUCAUAUUGAUACACAAGGCAAAUUUUAUCAUCCAUAUUUAUCUAGUUGGUUCCAUGAGUAUAAUAGUCAACCAUCGAAAUAUAAUUUACUUCAGUUGGUAAGCACGUUACAUAAUUCAUUUCUGAAAGAUGUGCCGAUCUUUUAUCAGGAGUCGCUAAGUUAUAUGUCACCUGUUCAUACUGUUCUGGAUAAAUAUAAGAUUCCUGAAAAGCCAGCGAAGAUUCCAAUAAAUUCACAUCUGCCAAUACCAUUAUCAAAUAACUCAAACACAGAGUUAUCAGACGUUCCACGACAUAAUACUGAACCAGCUUUAUCUCGUGUCCCUUUAAAGUACCAAUCUCCUUUACCAUUGCCAAAUGAAAAGAUUGUUGAGAAUUCACAGAGAGAUCGUGAAAUUCCAGUAUCAACAGGCAACGAAAAGAUAAAUUCCCGUCAAUUCAAUGAAUUGAAUCAAGUACAAAGUUCUGCUGUGCAUCCCGAUAAUCCGACUGAACAACACAGACAUCAAGCCGCAAAGGAAACUACAGUAGAUUUAAUGGAUAAUGAUGAUAGAACCAUUAAGAAGAAUUUAACUAAUCAGACAUAUCAGGAAGCUUUAGAAAUACUAUCCAGGAAAAUCAAUGAGAAUUUGCUCGAGACAUCAAAGGAUAAUAUUAAAAAAAAACUCCCUGAAGUGAACACUAAUACAAAGAAAAUUGAUGCGUUGUAUCAACAAUUAAGUCAUCAUAACCAACAAGCAUGUGCCAAUAAAGAAAAUUUGGAUAAUCACAUUUCAUAUUUAUCUAAUCAACUAUCAAGUUUAACUAGCCUAAAUAAUGAGUUAAUUCAAUUGGAUGGACUAAAUUCCCAACAAAAAAAUACGGUCUCAACUAAUAAUAAAAGCAAUUUUGAAUUAGAUAAUUUGGUGGUACCUGAUCUGGCAUUGGUUAACCAAUUAUAUGAUAUCGUAAGUGAUAUUAAAGCGACGAAGGAUACUAUAUGUUUGAUAGGUGGAAAUUUCCAAUCAGAAUCAGAAAUUAUAAAUGAUAGUAGAAUGGAUGCAUGCGUGAAAGCGGUCAGAGGUUUAGGAAGAGAAUUAUUUUGGUUAGAGGUGAUGAAGCGUGAAAUUGCUGUGAAUUCUAUGGGUUUAUCUAGUUAA